CGUCGUUUUGCGUUUCUCUUAUUAUAUAUCAAAACUACGUCGUUGUCGUCCUCUCUUCUCUCUUUCAUUCACUUCAGCCGUUGUUGUUCUCCCUCUCUGUGACGCGGACGCCGCUGCUUCUCCACCUCUCUCUUUAUUUUGGGCAUUGCCAUUGAGAAGACGCAGGACCUGUAACUUUGUGCAGGAUAGUUCAAUGGGUGAGGACAAGCAAUCAUAUAAACAGGGCAAAAGGAAAAAGGGCAUGAACAGAAAGGCUAGUGGAGAAAGACAUGGAUUUGAUGGGUACAAUUCCAACAAAAAUGCAUCUGGAAAAAUGAGUGAUGGAUCCAUGAAAGCCAGAAAAUCCUCAGAGCAUCAAAAUACCUCGGUAUCACAAACAACACAUGUCAGGAAACAGGUUGACCCUGAAAUGGCAAAGUAUUUCUUGGAAAUUGCAAAUCUUUUUGAAAGUAGUGAGGUAGACCUGGAGGAACGUUCAGUUAUAUGUGGUAAUGCUCUCGAAGAGACCAGGGGAAAAGAACUUGAAGUUGCAACAGAUUAUAUCAUAAGCCACACUUUGCAAACCCUCCUCGAGGGCUGUGAUGUGGACCACCUUUGUGGUUUUCUUCGAAGCUGUGCAAAGGACUUCCCUUAUAUUGCAAUGGAUAGAUCUGGUUCUCAUGUAGCUGAGACAGCUAUUAAGUCUUUAGCUAAGCAUCUUCAGGACAACGAUGCCUACUCAGUUAUUGAAGAAACUUUAACAAUAUUAUGCAAGGUUGUUGUAGCCAAUCCUGUUGAUUUGAUGCGUUGCUGUUAUGGAUCUCAUGUCCUUCGAAGUCUUCUUUGCCUUUGUAAAGGAGUAACAAUAGAUUCUACAGAGUUUCAUGUCACAAAGUCAUCGACAGUUCUUGCUGAACGAUUAAAUUUUAAAGCGUCCCAAAGGGAUGGAGACGAUCCUCCACAACUUCAGCAGGGAUUCCCAGAUUUAUUAAAGUUCCUCGUGUCAGGAAUGUUGAAUUGUACCAGAAAAGACAUUAUGACCCUGCAAGUUGAUCAGUUUAGCAGUUUUGUUUUGCAGACAGCUCUGAAGUUAUUGGUGGGAAAUGAUGAAGAGUUACUGCAUGUAAUUCUUAUCCUUCUUGGCUGCACCAAGAAAGAUUUUGUGGAAGGAAAUUUCAUAGAAAUGGCUGUGGUGCAAGAUGUUGUAGAUUUGAUGAAAGAAACUUCGUUUAGCCAUUUAAUGGAGGUGAUUUUGGAAGUGGCUCCUGAAAUCUUGUACAAUGAAAUAUUCACAAAAAUUUUCAAGAAUUCAUUGUUUGAACUUUCAUCUCAUCAUUGUGGAAACUUUGUUGUUCAAUCACUGAUUUCUCAUGCAAGACAUCAAGAUCAAAUGGAUUUGAUUUGGGAGGAACUUGGUCCAAAAUUUAAGUAUCUUCUUGAAAUGGGAAGAUCAGGAGUUAUUGCUUCACUCAUUGCAGCAAGUCAAAGGCUUCAUUGUUACGAACAAAAGUGUUGUCAGGCCCUUGCUGCUGCAGCAUGUUCAGUAGAUGAGGCUCCCAAAUACAUUGUUCCUAGAAUACUAUUCCUUGACAACUACUUCCGCAGUGAAAAUAAGGCCCUUUGGACCUGGACUAGUGGUGUCAAAAUGCACGUCAUGGGUUCUCUUAUUCUGCAGGCAGUAUUUCGAUAUCAAAGUGAAUAUAUUCAGCCUUAUAUUUUGAGUAUUACAAUCAUGGAAGCUGAUCAUGUACUUGAAGUAGCAAAAGAUGCUGGGGGAGCACGUGUUAUUGAAGCUUUUCUAAGUUCAGAUGCUUCUGCAAAACUAAAGCGCAGAUUGGUUGCAAAGCUUCGAGGCCAUUUUGGAGAGCUUUCAAUGCAGUCAUCAGGUUCAUUUACUGUUGAGAAGUGUUUCACUGCUAGUAACAUGUCACUAAGAGAGGCCAUAGUAUCUGAGUUGGUAACUGUGCAAAGUGAACUUUCCAAAACAAAGCAAGGCCCUCAUCUCUUAAGAAAAUUAGAUGUUGACAGAUUUGCUUCCCGACCUGAUCAGUGGAGGUCAAAACAAACAUCAAAACAAUCAACUUACAAAGAGUUCUACACUACGUUUGGAUCUAGUGAGGCCAAGUCGUCCAAACAUGAUGGUUUUCUUGUUGAUACCCCCAAGAACUCAUCACACCCAAAAGACUUGAAGGAAAUGAGGAAGGAGAUUGACCAUCACCUGUCUUCUGGUGUACCAUUUUUGAGCAUGUCAGGCUCUAAGCGCAAGCCAAAAAAAACAGAUCAGCGCAGUGGGAAAUAUCCAAAAAAUUCAGUGGAUGAUGAUAUCACCAAGGCAAAAAAGAAAAAGUUGGACAAGAAAAAAGGUCAUGGUGGGUCUGAGAAUGCUGGAGCAGCAGUGAAAAAACAGAAGACAUAAGCACAAAUCAAAAACUAUGACAAGAGGACACAGGAGAAACUGCAAGGAAGGAUGCCGUGUUGAAAGCUUCCAAAAUAUGUAGAAAACAUGAAGAUCGGUAAAAUCUACUUUUUGCUUUCAGCACAGUAAAUUUUGACCUUAAGCUGUGUAGUCUAUAACUUAAGUUGAGAAGAAACUGCUGAAAAGAUAGCCUGGCUAAAGCCUUUGCAACUGAAGUUAUAAACACGGAAGUGUACUUUGUGAUUUUGAUUUUUGUAAGAUUAGUUGCAUAGACUAAUAAGUAAUUACAAGCUGAUGGAGUAAGAGAGGAGGUUACUAUAGCCGUUUAGUUUUAGUGUCAUGCUUGUACUUUCAAUUGAAAGAAACUUUUUAAUUUUUAUUGAGCUUUUUGGUUAAGACUGGAA
Messenger RNA from Quercus robur (English oak), 2799 nucleotides. RefSeq names its product pumilio homolog 23. Gene Ontology annotation, cellular component: 90S preribosome; preribosome, small subunit precursor; nucleolus. Gene Ontology annotation, molecular function: RNA binding. The record is from RefSeq and is a predicted model, not a curated record. NCBI's taxonomy places the organism in Eukaryota, Viridiplantae, Streptophyta, Magnoliopsida, Fagales, Fagaceae. The coding region runs from base 194 to 2395 and encodes 733 amino acids. The transcript has 11 exons. Gene Ontology annotation, biological process: endonucleolytic cleavage to generate mature 5'-end of SSU-rRNA from (SSU-rRNA, 5.8S rRNA, LSU-rRNA); endonucleolytic cleavage in ITS1 to separate SSU-rRNA from 5.8S rRNA and LSU-rRNA from tricistronic rRNA transcript (SSU-rRNA, 5.8S rRNA, LSU-rRNA); ribosomal small subunit export from nucleus.